Molecule: messenger RNA, 3566 nt
Organism: Chara braunii
Lineage: Eukaryota; Viridiplantae; Streptophyta; Charophyceae; Charales; Characeae
Source: the annotation of a GenBank genome assembly
GCGAAAGCAAUUUUCCCCCAUCACCCAUACGUUACAACAAAUUAUGGCUGUUGAGGAAGAAAUGGAACGGAAGUUCGCGGCGAACUUCCUAGAAGGAGAAGACUACCCUAGAGACGGAGAUUCGACAGAGCUUGCACGAGCAAGAGCAGAGCUGGCUGCUUUACAGAACAAAUUUGAAAACAUGGGGUUUGUAUCAGGACUUGUCACCUAUAUGGAACAGAUAGGCCCCAAACGAGUAAUCCUAAGCGAAACUCCGAGCAUCUCUGCUCCUAUGAUACCCCCGCCCGUCAGGGCCUUACCCCCGCCGCCGGUUGAGGCUCCUGUACGAUCGAACGAAUCGGCGGCCAUUUUCGAACUAACCAAAACCUUGAUUAGUUUGAUCCAAGAAAGCAAAAAGGAGCAACGAGAGCACAGUGCUCGGCUGGAAGCCAUGAUGAGGAACAUGCGACCCAUUGCGGUGCGUGCCCCUCCGAUGCAGCAAGGAUUAGCCCAAGCCCCUGCUCUCGGGGGAGCUGCGAACAAUCUGAAUGUCUGCUAUGCCUGUCAUCAGCCCGGACAUCUAGCCCGUGAUUACCCCCACCAACCCCCACAACAGCGGAUCGGAGCCGCACCUAUGGCUGCGGCUCCCAUCGCCAACGGACCUGGACGAGUCGGAGGCCUGAUGGAAGAAAUAGAGGGUGGGGGAAGUGCCCUGGCUACCUUGGAAGAGGCCGCCGAGCUAAUCCCGCUAGACCAGUACAUAUUGCUAGGAUAUCCCGGGCUUGGAAUGAUCGGAACAAUCCGACCAGCACCAGAACCGAAAGAGGUGGCGGAGUGGCGACCGUCCCUAGGAGAAAAGGAGUCGGGAGGACCCACCUUCGUCACAGGGGAGAUCAAUGUAUUAAACAUCAUCCGAGCUUUGGACCAUCGGAUUCCCCUUCCGAUUGGUCAUCUGCUCUCGAUCUCCGAGCAAGCCAACGAGCGAAUGUUACAGCAUUGCAAAGCGAACCGAAAGCGAUUCGCCCUUGCCCGAACCCCGAACGCGAAAGCCAAAAACCCCGCGCCCGAAGAAAACCCCGCAAGUACUUCGGAUCCGAUACGGUGGGUUCGGUGUCCGAUGGGGAUUUGCAAUGCGCCUGCCACGUUUCAACGAGCGAUGAACAUGACGUUCCUGAACUUCGUCAACAAGACACGGCUGACGCAAGGAAUGAUUAACUUCUGCGCGAUCGUGUACAUGGACGACAUCCUGGUCUAUUCGGAAACCUAUCACGGGCACGCGCAACACAUCGAAUGGACAUUGGGUGCAUUGAGAGACGCUGGGUUCAAGAUCGCGCUUGAGAAGAGCAAAUUUUUCCUCUCGGAAAUUUCGUUAUCGGGCUAUGUCGUAACACAUGGAGGAUUGCGGCCAGACUCGAGAAAAGUUGCGGCGGUGAAGGAAGCUCCGGUUCCCAUGUCACUGACGCAGGUUCGAGCCUUCUUGGAACUAGCGUCGUACUACCGACGCUUCAUCAAGGGCUUUGCCGCGAUUGCACGACCACUAACGAAUCUGCUACGGAAGGACCAGCCUCUCAGCUGGGACGCGGAGUGCCAACAGGCCUUUGCAACCCUCAAGGACACUCUGGCAACGGCCCCUAUUUUGAUUCGAUCGGACCCCUCGAAGCAGUUCAUUCUCAUCACGGACUGGCAACCGGAGGCUAUUUCCGCUAUUCUAGCGCAGAAGGGGAACAAUGGUCGUGAACACGUCAUCGAGUUCGCAUCACGAACCUUCUUCUGCACUGCGGGUGUAUACGGCGCGGCAGAGUUCCGAUUCACGAGCGAUCCCCAUGUAGUGGUGCUGGCCGAGGCAACGACGUUCCAACGGCAAGCGGCCCCGAGAAUCAGCCAUGUGUCUACCGUGGUAGUCUUCAGCGACGACAUCACCGCCUUCGAUCCGGCACGGCAAGCCGCCAUCAAAAGCACCUUGUACCGCAUGACUAAUCCCCGCUUCUUUCAGCAAUCAACGGCGUUCGAGUGGGCGGCGCUGAGAGCAGAAGAGGAGGCCGAAGAGGAAUCGGAAGGAGAAUUGAGGAAAGAGGCCGGGGAAGCAGCGGCCGGAUUGGCCAAGGACGAGGAAGAAGAGCGCGAAGCAGAAGAAGAGUCGGCGGAAGCUGAGGAAGAAGAAGAAGAAGAAGCAGAGGAGGAGACUUCGGAGGAAGAGGAAGAGGCCUAUAGUGAGUACAGCGAGGGUGAGCAAAGUGAGGAGGAGGACGAAGACGACGAAGAAGUGGAAAGCGGGGAUGACCCGGAGCCAACGCACGACGAGCUCGAGUGGGUGCCAGGACCGGAUCGACGAGAGGAAAACCCUGAGGCUGCUGCGCAGCGCAAGAAAGAGAUCGCGGAAGGAAAGCGACUGGCGAUCGAUCCCGCACCAAACAAUCCUUUCAAGGAUCCCGAGCCACCCAAGCCGAAGCAUGGAGACCUUGCUACCACGAUCUCAAGAGCCGCGAAGACAAGGCGUCGACCCCGAUCCCGAUCCACAAAAGCAGUUCAAUCUCGAUUGUCUGCACGUGUCCACAAACAGGUCCUGAUGCAGGCAGUCAAUCCAAUCCUCUUUGCCAGUGGGACCUCGCCCCCGGUUUCUUCAACUCGUGUCGAACGCUUUGGGCGGCGAAGAGGCAACCCCUGGCUGACCUGUGGGGCCGCCGGCAAUGUCGCCGAGGGCCCUGUUGUUCAGGAGGACAGCAGAAUAAGAAGAGAGGGCAACCGGCAUUGUAAAGGUGGUGACAGUAUUAGAAGGAGUACAUGGAGGAGGAGGAGGAGGAGUAGCGGUUUCCAUCUUGCCGGCGAGGGUCACGACAUCGCUGCUCGGACAUGUUUUCGUUGUGGUUGGAGUAGGAAGGGAGGGGACGUCAUCUCCUCGUCUGAUCCGCCAUUGAUUGCAGGGAUCGGGAUCCGGACCAAUCCUUCCUCCCGACAGUUGAUUGGUACAAGAGGAGGAGGAAGGGGAAGGGGAGGACGAAGAGUACGUGGCGAGGGUGAGCGUGUUGGUGAGGGAGGCUUGCGAGGAGGAGAACCGGAAGUAGAAGUAGGAGGAAGAGGAAAAGGAGGAGGAGGAGGAGGGGGAGGAGGUAAUAUCUCAACACCAGCCGAAAUGGAGGACAUUAGCGUUGGAUUUGUUGGAGCCGGGCAAAUGGCUGAGGCUCUGGCACGUGGCUUUGAUCGAUCCGGGCUUGUUAAAUUCGGAAAAAUGUUCCUGUCCGACGUGGCACAAGUCCAAAAGUACGUCAAUGGAGAUCUUCUGCACUUCUCAACAAGCAUGUCCAGAUUAGGGCAUUAAAUCCAAUCCUCCCUGCUGGUGGGACCUCACCCGAGGCCCAUUUCCUGGCUUAAAAAAAAAAAAAAAAGGGUUUUGUCAGGGCCGGCGUUCGGUUCGGGCCGACCGCCUGAGCCCGGACUUCCGACUGUUUGACCCCACCCCAAGUUUGGCCCGAACGUGUUUUUUUUUUUCUCCUUUUUCUUUUUUUCUUUUUUGAACGCAUUGCAGAGGGGUGGUUCUCUGCACUCCGCAUUUUUUCGCAAAAAAAAUAAAAUAAAAUGGCCAUGGAAUC